UUACGAUGUCGCGUUAUGGCCACACUACCUUCCACGCUCGAAAUCAAAACAAUCUGGGACGACUGGGAUUUUCGAUCUUUAACGUAAAAAACCUGCCAGCCCGAUAUGGAUCCAAACUUGUAUCAGGGAAAUGCCAUCUUCCGCAACCAGCCGUCGUAUAAAGCCUUCAACAAGUCCUUCGAGCAUGUGGAUGAUGCGCUUUACACUUUCCUAAACGAGGUGGACCCGGAGGUCCUAAGGCUUGAGCUUAAGGAACCGUCUGAGGUCUUCACAUCCUUCAAGCUGAACACCGCCCCGAAGGAUCCGCGCACCAAUGAAGUUCCACGGACCUGCGUCUGUGACCACACCAUCAGCCGGACGGAGCCCCGCUAUAGUUUUCCCAAUCCCCUGGGACACUUUUCGGAGUUAAACCUGCAGCAGCAAGCGGCUUGCAUGCGAGUUCUGCUGGCUUGGCAGCAGGGUGCAGCGGUCGCAGAGGAUGACUUUGUGAUUUGGCAUGCCACGGAGAAGAAGCGGUGCAAUGAGCAGCAAAGAGUACAGAAGUACAUCCACGAUUACGAGCAAAGUCAGAGGGAAGUCCUCUAUAUACCCAUGAAGCGCCUGGUUACUAUCUAUAGGCAGUUAUACGAGCUCAGCCUGAAGAAGCUGAUGAAGAAGUACGCCAACGAGUCGUACGUGACAUUCUCCGGGCUGCCUCAGCUCUCUCAGUGCAAGAGUCUAAAUUCCCAGACAGUCAGCAUAGAGGAGGUGGAGUUGGAGAGAGUUGUAGGCCGCACCAGGAUCUGGCCAGGAAAGGAGCUUCGCAGUGACUCGGUCAUGCGGAAUCUUAAUGUGCGCUUGGAUCGAUACUCUGGCAAGGAACCCAAAGAUUCUCCUACUCUUUUACGGGACGAAGAGAAGAAUCAGGAGGCGCUAGGUGGCAAUGUAGUGGUCUUGCCCUUGGACUCACUGCUGAUGCUCCUAACCUCAGGGUCAUAUGUCGAUAUGUCUGCCGAGAUGUUCGUGAGCAUAGGGGAAUCUACCGGUGCGGGACACAAAUACAUCGAGUUUUACACUCCGUUUCCUGCGCGGAACUGCGGUUGGCAUACAAACAGUCUGGUCCUGAAGAAGGCCUAUGAAGCCUACAUAUCACAGCCUGGACAAGCCAGGUGGUUGAACUCUGACCCGAACGGAGCUACAAGAGAAAUUACAGACCCCGUUGACAUUGAUAUGACAGCUUCCUCGAUCAAUCUCCAAACGGACUUUAAGCCUCUCUUAGUAGGUGAAUUAUCAUCAGACAUCUUGGAUACCUCCGCAAACGCUGCACUGGUUAGUUGGUGCCUGAGGUGCAAGGGAAGCAAUGGUGAGGACAUUGGGGAAUUCCAAGUAUUUAGCACCCUUACAAUCGCAGCGAUGAUAGACGACCAUGGGAAGCAGCAACCUCUCGGUUGCCACCUAAUCAAGAUGGAGAACAAACCCGACUGCGGCUGCGAAAUCAUGUCUAAGUACGAGCUGAUAUCGGCUUGGCUGCAGCUGAAGCUUCUGCACGCCGAAGUGGGGCACUGCACCCGCAUUUCGCUGCGAGACUUUGAGCCCAUGCUGGAGGAGAAGCUCACCCUGAUCUCGCUGGAGCAGCAGCUGCACGACUAUUACAAUACAAGCAUGCCACAGUUACUGUCCAAUCUCUACGAGUUUCUCCAGCUACUGUGCUCGGUGCCUGCCGGUACUUUCCUCCUGCGACAUUCUCCCAAAUACAAGGAUAAGUUCUUGCUAUGUAAAGCCACCAAAGAGGCGACAGCUCAGAGCUUCCUGCUGCACCAACUGUUAACGGAGUCGCCACCCAGCGAUCUGAACUUCCUUACCCAGGGCAGCUACCUCCCGAUUUCGCCCACCCUAUGCGGACGUCUGCACGAAGAACUCCAUUUGCUGCCCUGCGCUUUUCCACCGAAGGCGGAUGGCAGGGCUGUGAAGCGGCGAGGGACGGCGGUCCUACCCAGGACAGAACCCACAAAACGGGUCCUACCCAGGCGACAGCCAGUCCAUAUGGGAAAAACAUCUGCUCAACGUGAAAAUAUCCGUCACACUUGUAAGACGGCGCAAAAAAGAAGGGCCAGAGCUCGCAAAAUAGCGGCUGCCAAAGAGGAGAAGGCGCAAUUGGACAAGUUUAUGAGCUUGUGAUGUUGAAGUUAAAAC
This is a messenger RNA of Drosophila kikkawai, 2172 nucleotides long. It is a transcript of the gene Ice2, whose product is annotated as Interacts with the C terminus of ELL 2. Gene Ontology annotation, cellular component: transcription elongation factor complex. Gene Ontology annotation, biological process: snRNA transcription by RNA polymerase III; positive regulation of transcription by RNA polymerase III; snRNA transcription by RNA polymerase II. The record is from RefSeq and is a predicted model, not a curated record. Lineage: Eukaryota; Metazoa; Arthropoda; Insecta; Diptera; Drosophilidae.